AUGAGUCACCUUCUGUGGAAAUUUUACUGGGAGAAUGAUGUCGACAGGUUUCGGCGUCUGCUGGCUCCUGCCGCCCCCAACACUUAUGCAGCAACCAAGAGUCCUGGGAUGGGAAACGCUGGAGGCGGUCUUCUAGGUGCAAGUCCUGGCGGCCCAUCUUCGUCUCCUCGGAUGACUCCCAAGUUGCGCAGGACUUCAGGAUGUACAUAUGGACAUGGAAAAUUCAAAGAUGGUGGAUCUACGCUAAAUCGUCAAGAAAUUAACAGUCGCGACCAUGCCGGCCUCACCGUACUCCUGCGCGCGGCCUCGUCCACCCAUCCGAACGCUCGAGACUUUGUGCAGGCCCUCCUCGAACACCCCUCCCUCGAUCUCUACGCUCAGGACUCCGAGAGUGGCUGGAAUGCCCUCCACAGAUCUCUUUACGCCGGAAACAUCUCUAUAGCUCGAAUGCUAUUGGCAAGGGAACGAGCCGAUUUGACAAACCAUACCAAUAUAUCCUCAGUCGCGAAGGUUGGCCAGCUGAUAAAGACGAAAGACCACGAGGGCAACAGUCCAUUUGAUGUCUAUAACUCUACUAUAGCUAUACGGUCGCUAAAACACGAUUCAAUCUCUCCGAAAUCAGGUAAAGAUUUGGACGAUGAAGACAGUGAUGGCGAAACCGCUCAAAUGGCUGCAAGUGUUGCGUUGGGUAUAGCCCAACCUAUCAUGGGAGACGAAUUUUACACGUUUGGAAGCAACAAGAACUUAUCGCUGGGGGUUGGCGACGAAGACGACCGCCAGUACCCUGAACGCAUUGUUUUGCAGCGACCGGAAGAGCUCCUUUACAAGUUUCACAAGCAGCAUUUAGUCAGCCAAGACGUGGGAUCACCGCCCACCCACCCUGAUCAGAACGAAAUUCCCACCCUGGUAUACCACCAACGUUCUGCUAUACGUGAUGUUGUCAUGUCGAAACUUCAUUCUGCUGUUCUGACUGAUGACCCAGUGUCAAACCUCUAUAUUUGCGGUGUCGGUCGUGGGGGAAGACUAGGGUUGGGCGAUGAAAACACUCAGUUCAAGUUCGUUCCCGUGCAAGGGCCAUUUAUCGAUCGCAAGGUCCGGCAAGUUGCUCUUGGGCAGAACCACUCCAUGGCUGUUACAGAAGCUGGCGAGCUUUGGACUUGGGGCCUCAACUCGGAUUCUCAGCUCGGCUAUACUCUUCCCCCAGCCAUGAGGUCGGACGAGGAGCCGAUGAGCGUUUCACCCCGGCAGGUAUUUGGGCCGUUGAAGAAGGAGAUGGUGCAAGGCGUUGCUGCGUCGGCUAUUCACUCCGUAGCCCAUACUGGGUCUUCUCUCUACUGCUGGGGUCGCAAUUUUGGGCAGCUUGCCCUCAUGGAUGCUGACUCUAGAUUGCUGGAACUACAGCAGACACCGCGCAAGGUUGCAGCAUCACUGCUUUCGGCCCCAAUCGAGAUGGUCUCAGCAAUCGACAAGGCGACGACCUGUUUGCUAUCCAACUAUACUGUUUGGAUUUUUACCAAUUACGGCUACAAUUUGGUUAAAUUUCCCUACCCUGAUGUUUUCAGCAACCAAAAUCUAUCGGCUCGUUCCUAUACACAUCGUUAUGAGGUGGGCCGUCGCAACAUCCGGUAUAUUGCUUCCGGAGGCGAAACGAUUGCUGCGGUGACGUCUUACGGCGACUUGUUCACCAUGCAGCUGAACAGUAAGACGGAUACCGCCCAGCUUGCCGGCUCUACCACAAAUCCUGUAAAGAUUAAGAGUGCUGUUACCCAACCGCAGUGCGUCUGGGACUCACGAAAGGACGGUGUGGCGUCCGUGAGUGUUGGCGAACAUGGCUCCGUCAUCAUCUGCACUGAAUCGGGCGCAGUCUGGAAACGAGUCAAGCGCGCCAAGGGGAAAGUCGCGGCAUUCGCCAGCCCACUCGAUGCAAAGAAGAAGGAUUUCAAAUUCGAGCGUGUCCCAUACAUCACAAACUGUGUUGGUGUUCGCAGUUCAACUUUUGGUGCAUUCGCCGCUAUUCGUAACGACAGCAAAAUCAUGUCCACGGACAUUAGCAUCGCAAACCAGUCUAUAUGGGAAGAUGUGGGCUCCCUCCUUUGGUUGAGCGACUUUAGAGCCUCAACCUCUGGCAUUGAUGAGCACAGUUCGCGGAAGAAGUGGAAUGCUGCGAUAACCAGAGAACAGCCGGGUUCUGUACCCCAUGAGAUUUUAUCCUCGAUAAACAUCGAACAAGAUCUGCUUCAGUGGGUACAGCGCAACUCUUCUCAGUAUGAUGACCUCAACAUGGAGAUUCGAACUUCUUCGAGCCCCGAUCUUCGUCUUCCUGUUCAUAGCUGGCUGUUGGCAGGACGAAGCUCGUCUCUUCGGGAAGCGUUAUCGGAAUAUCAGUCCAACGGCAAUACAAACAAUCUCUCUGAUAUCAUUGUGAUUGAACAAAAGGACAAGGCGCUCCUUACGUUUAUUGACAUUGACAUAUAUACUCUGCUCAACCUGAUUGUAUACGUUUAUUUAGAUGUCGUCAUUCCGGUGUGGAAAUACACGAAGGAGGCACCUUCACUUGCGUUUCGAUUCCGUCAGGUGCGAACAGAGCUGAUGAAGCUUGGAACCAGACUCAACCUUCCGAAACUGGAAACUGCAGCUCGGCUACAAACUAGGUCGGAGCCAUGUCUUGAUGAAAACAUGCGAGAGGCCCUUCUAGAUCCAACUUUCUUCAAUGAUGCGGACAUGCUUAUUGAGCUGGAUGGAGGCGAAGUUUUAGCUCACAGCCAUCUCGUCUGUCAGAGAUGUCUCUUUUUUGGAGGCAUGUUCCAUGGUCGGUCUCAGGGCCAUUGGCUAACUGCGCGUCGUAACACGUCUUUGGGGACAGAGUUGGUCCGCGUGGACCUCAAACAUAUUAGCCCGGAAACCUUUCGCUAUGUUAUGAAAUAUCUGUAUGCUGAUAUUGGGUCAGAUUUAUUUAACGAUGUUUGCGUGAAAACUCUGGAUGAGUUUUCGGAGGUGGUUCUCGACGUCAUGGGUGUGGCUAACGAGCUGAUGCUCGACCGUCUCUCGCAAAUUUGCCAAAGCUUAAUGGGUAAAUUCGUUACAACUCGCAAUGUCGCCAACCUUCUCAACGAGAUUAGUCCUUGCUCAGUCACCAAGUUUAAGGAUGUCGGGUUGGAGUAUAUUUGCCUGCAACUGGAGUCUAUGCUUGAGAAUCAUCUCCUAGAUAACCUUGACGAAGAUCUUUUGUUGAACCUGGACGAGGUCGUGCGCAACAACCAGUUGGCCAGGUUUCCUUUUGUGCGCAGUGGGCGGGCUGAUAUGCUACUCCAUCAGCGAUACCCAGAUUUGGCUCUCGAUAUUGAAGAGGAACGACGUCGCCGGGUGAGGGAGAUGGCGUUCAAAAUUGCCAGGAAAGACGAGGAAAAGAAAUUAUCGUCUUCUUACAAAGCAAGUGUUGGCAGCCUUGACGAGUCAGUACUGGCAGCUCAGACUCCGGAACGGUCUUGCCGGAGACCGAGAGACGGACGGAAUGAACCUUUUAGUCCUCGUUUGCGACCAAAGGAUUCUCUUACAGACCUUAUAUUCGACAUGGAUGGCGAGGAUAGUCCCAAAAUCACCAGGCCAACGUCCCCUGCGGUAUCAGCCUUCCGGGAUGCAAGGAACGAGUUUGAUUUUGACCAUAUACCAAAGCUUUCAGAGGCAUGGCGAGGUGCCAAGAGCAAGUCAUUGGCGGAUGCUGAAACCGGUAAUUCACAAUGCUCGAGUCGAAUUCCACUCUCACAGCUUCCUGAGCCUAGCAUUGAGCCAGUAUGCCGAGCGGGCAGCUCUCCCCAGCCAACAUCCCUUCCAGUUAGAUCUGCCGAUGAUCCGUGGGCGUCACCUAUUCUUCCUGCAUCCAAGCUGGAUUUCAAGGACAUUAUGCAGGAAGCCACAUCCAAAUCAGCGCUUACGGCUGGUCUGGCAUCUCAGACUGACAAGGCAACAUCAUCAAACAAACCACUAGCACGAAUGUCUCAGAAGGAGCGAAAAAGACAACAAGUACAGCAAGCCGAGGUCGAGGCUGCGGCAGAUAAAGAGAAGAAUAAAUCGGAGCCUUGGCAAGCCGUCCAUUCUACAGCUCGGCCGACGCCAUGGAAGAUGACACUUUCGGCCCCAAGGACUUCAUUAAGAGACGCUAUGCAGUCGGAAAGUGCACAACGCGGAGGGUCUGCGUUGUCCCAGAAACCUCUUCUUUCUCCUGGAUCUAACGCCCAAUUGUCAAAACGGCGCGCAGCCUCUCCUGACACCCGCUUCCCAGGACAAGGCCGAACGGUGAGCUCACCAGCCUCACCAACAACGUCGUCGUGUCAAUCAUCGGGGGAGAAACCGCUUGUGCCACACUCAAAAUCGUACAUCAAGCCAGCAGCCAAGUCUGGACCUACCCUAGGCACGAGCAUGGCCGACAUCAUUGGACAACAACGACUGGAGCAGCAACGGGUCAAGGAAGCUGUGGCCAAGCGACCACUGCAAGAGAUACAAGAAGAACAAGCCUUCCAGGAAUGGUGGGACCAAGAGAGUCGGCGAGCACAAGAAGAGGAGGCCAGGAGGCAAGCCCGGGGCAAGGAAAAGGAUCAAAGUGGGGGAAAUCGUCGAGGACGAAGGGGCAGAGGUGGGAAGUCAAAUCUGAAUGAAGACCCGGGCGGAUCUGAGAAAACUGGCGAUGUGUCUUUAGGUCCUUCAGGAGGUAGGGGAGGUAAAGCCAGGCGAGGCAAACAUGGACAAGGACCUACCAGUGUACGAUUGGGAUAA
Metarhizium album ARSEF 1941 is the source of this 4770-nucleotide messenger RNA. RefSeq names its product BTB domain and ankyrin repeat containing protein. Gene Ontology annotation, molecular function: protein binding. The coding region runs from base 1 to 4770 and encodes 1589 amino acids. The transcript has 2 exons. The record is from RefSeq and is a predicted model, not a curated record. NCBI's taxonomy places the organism in Eukaryota, Fungi, Ascomycota, Sordariomycetes, Hypocreales, Clavicipitaceae.